UUUGAAACUUGACUUCUUCUUCUCAAACCUCCAGAUGUGAUUGGCCGAGGACAUCGGCGAAUCGGAGGUCAGAAUCCCAGAGCCGUCAACAUGUCACCUCCGGCAGCUGCUCCACCCCCGACUGCCGCCACCUCCGUGUCGGGGAAAAGGACUGCGCUGCUGUCCAAUGAGGUGAGGAGAGAGAUCGCGAAGCAAGCGAGAGCCCUUAGGGAGGAGAGACGAGGGACGCUGGACGCUCGACAUAAAUACUUGAUCGGCAGGCUGGCAGACGCCGGGAUGCUGGGCGAGGCGGAGGUGGAGGACGCUGUUAUCUCUGACGACAAGUUCCGUCUCAUCGAGGAUUUCUUCGCUGCCAAUGGAUCCAAGAAGCUGAUUUUCUUCUGUCAGGAUGUGAAGCAGAACCUGUCGUCCACUCAGUCGUCCUCUGUGGACGUGUCCUCGGCCGAUGCUCAGAGGAAACUCUUCCUCACCACCGCGAACUCUGAGAACGCUUUCUGGAGCUUUCUGGAGUUUUUCACUUCCUCCCUGUGA
Molecule: messenger RNA, 531 nt
Organism: Paralichthys olivaceus (Japanese flounder)
Lineage: Eukaryota; Metazoa; Chordata; Actinopteri; Pleuronectiformes; Paralichthyidae
Source: RefSeq, a predicted model, not a curated record